AUGAUCUAUGAAUUCUUUAAUAAAAAUGGUUAUUGUACCAAUAAUAUUCCAAGAAAAUAUAUAGUAAAAUUAAAACAUAACGAUGACGUAAAAGACUUUGAACGUUAUGAAUUUGUGACCUAUACGUUUAGAAGCUUUAAAUAUAUUUAUGAAAUGUUCUAUAAAAAGCAAAAAAAAGUAUUACAUUUAGAAAAAAUAAAAGAAUAUCUAGAUGAACGAGCAUUAGCCCAUUGGAUUAUGGAUGAUGGCGGGUAUACUGGAGCAGGUAUUAGAAUAGCAACAAAUGCCUUUACUUUAAAAGAAGUAAUGUUUUUGAAAGAGUUAUUAGAAGACAAAUUUAAAUUAAAAUGUACAAUUCAAGAGAUCUAUAUAAAAGAUAAAUGGUCAAUCUAUAUUACAAAAGACUCGAUGACUCAUUUAAUUUCUAUAAUUAAACCAUAUAUGCAUCCUAGCAUGUAUUAUAAAUUGGGAAUAAAAUAA
This is a messenger RNA of Dictyostelium discoideum AX4, 480 nucleotides long. NCBI's taxonomy places the organism in Eukaryota, Evosea, Eumycetozoa, Dictyosteliales, Dictyosteliaceae. The record is from the annotation of a RefSeq genome assembly.